Molecule: messenger RNA, 1006 nt
Organism: Durio zibethinus
Lineage: Eukaryota; Viridiplantae; Streptophyta; Magnoliopsida; Malvales; Malvaceae
Product: small ribosomal subunit protein cS23-like
Biological process (GO): translation
Cellular component (GO): ribosome
Molecular function (GO): structural constituent of ribosome
Source: RefSeq, a predicted model, not a curated record
AUGGUGCAGAGACACAUUGGUCUGGAAGAGAAACACUUUGAUAAUAUUCAUUAUUGGAAAGCUUGUUGUGGACCUUCUCACCAUAAUCCAGAAGGUGUUAAAGUGAGGCUUUUGUAUCAUCUUGCUCAAGUUCCUUCUUCAGCUGUUCAUCUGAAGGAGCAACUUCAGAAAGAUGAAGCAGGUAGAAAUUUCUCUUCCUCAAUUGUCCGAUUGUCUCCUGAAACAUACUCCAAAAAGAUGUUGGUAAUGACAUCUCUCCAACCAAACCUAAAACCCUGUUUUAAACCCUUAAUUCCGUUCCCUUCUCAAACCCCAAACUUUUUCUUUCAUAAAUCUCUUACUUUUUCUCCUAAAACCUCAGGUUUUGCUAAACCAAUAAUCCCUUUACAAGUCAAAGCUGAACCUUCUGUUCUUUCUGAUGAACUUCCUCUUGAUGAUUCCCCCUUUGAAUCUUCCUCUGGUAAACAGAAGCUUGGAGUGGUGGUGAAGCCAUUGGAGAAACCAAGGUUAGUAUUGAAGUUUAUAUGGAUGGAAAAGGAUAUUGGGAUAGCUCUCGACCAAGUGAUACCAGGGCAUGGUACAAUCCCUUUGAGUCCAUAUUUCUUUUGGCCUAGGAAAGAUGCUUGGGAAGAGCUCAAGCUUUUGCUUGAAAGCAAGCCCUGGAUAUCUCACAUGCAAAGGAUUAACCUUCUCAAUCAUGCUACUGAUAUCAUCAAUUUGUGGCAGACAAGUGGUGAUGUAAACAGUAAACAUCGGACCAUGAAAUAGAAGCUAAACAAGCUAAUCCUAAAUCUGAUACUUGUGAUCCUUGUCUUGAACCAUUUAUUAUUUAAUUCUUACUUCUAAUAGAGAGUUCAGCUACAAUGAUAGAAACUCAUUGUAAAUUGGAAAAAGCCGUUAAUAAAAAUGGAACACAGAAAUUUAUCUACCAUUUUCUUGUUCUUCUCUCAAAGGAUCAUCAUGGGUGGAUCCAUGUGUAUUUGUAGGGUGUUUAUGUACAUCUUUA